AUGAUUCGAAGUGGAGAUGUCGCCAAACUGCCUGGAACUCGAAUCCAAAACCGUUGUGUGGUAAUAUCAGUCGGUCUAGAUGCUGUUGAUGGCCUAAUGGGAGGAGGGCUGCCUGUUCACAAUUUGUAUUCUAUCUCAGAGACUGUCGGCCAGAAGUUUGGAAGUUAUUUUGCCAAGUAUUUUGUGGCCGAAGGAUUAAACAGUCAACAACAAGUUGUGAUAGCUGGUCUGUCUGAGCCAGAAUAUCUGAAUGAAAUACCAUCGUGUUCGGUUGAAAAGAAUGAUUUGGAGGCUCUAAGAGGAGGAAGUGUAAAGCCUGGAGAAGAUAUGACAAUUGCUUGGAGAUAUUCUACUAUGUCACCUUUGAAUUCGGCUUUAAGUGGAAGAGAUAAGACAAAGUUUGAUCUGGUGAAGACGGUUGAUAUAUCUACGUUUGAUGCAAAGUUAGUAACAACUAAUUCUUAUAAGAAACUGUAUGAAGACCUGGUUUCUUUGCUACAAAGUGACGACUAUAAAGCCAAAACAGGCAAAAAGAUGUUGAGGAUAGUGGUUAAUGACGUUGGAAGCCCGUUGUUUGAAGACUCUGACAAUUAUUUUACAUUCUUGAGGAAACUGAAGGUGUUGUUGAUGAACACAAACGCAGUGUGCUUGUUAAUUGUUAACGAGAAGUUGUUUACCACGCCAGAACUGGAUGAUAUUGUCAAUGUUUCUGACUGUUUCUUCAGAAUCGAACCGCACGAUGAAGAUGUUAAACGAGAUUUGGCAUUAGAAGACAGCUACGAUGGUCGAUUCCACAUUCGAAAACUACCUCAUCUAAACUCUUUUGCUACGAAUAAGCCUAAUUGUGUUGAUCUUGUUUUUGAAAGGCAUCGACAUUACUUGGAGAUCAAGAUAUUACACUUGCCAGCUGUGAUGGGAGGGGCUCAACCGGUCAAAUCUGCUUGUCAGACUAUAGCCGAUUCUUUUUGA
Molecule: messenger RNA, 969 nt
Organism: Bursaphelenchus okinawaensis
Lineage: Eukaryota; Metazoa; Nematoda; Chromadorea; Rhabditida; Aphelenchoididae
Source: the annotation of a GenBank genome assembly